Molecule: messenger RNA, 369 nt
Organism: Paramecium octaurelia
Lineage: Eukaryota; Ciliophora; Oligohymenophorea; Peniculida; Parameciidae
Source: the annotation of a GenBank genome assembly
AUGAUGCAAUCACUUGGUUGGACAAAGCAUUAACUAUGGAUCCAAAAGAUGUUAUUUCUUUAAGUAAAAAAGGUAGAUUUCAUCAUCUUUAUAUUAAUAGGUGAUUGUUUAAGACAAUUUAAGUAAUAUGAUGAAUCUGAAAAAGUUCUCAAUUAAGCACUCUCCCUCAAUCCUACUGACAAUUUUAGUCUUAAAUGCAUUGGGAUAUGUUGAUUAAUAUUCAGGAAUAUGCUUACAAGAUUAGUAGAAAUACUAAGAUGCUCUGAUAUAUUAUCAAAAAAUUUACCGGUUUAACCAAAUGAUUAAUGGACCAAAAAUAGAAAAGGUAUUUGUCUUUUGUGAAUCUAGAAUUUUGUGAACAGACAUUGA